Coregonus sp. 'balchen' is the source of this 10697-nucleotide messenger RNA. The record is from the annotation of a GenBank genome assembly. NCBI's taxonomy places the organism in Eukaryota, Metazoa, Chordata, Actinopteri, Salmoniformes, Salmonidae.
CCUAUAUACCCUAGUGUCAGGGUCGCUGCCCUUCGAUGGACAGAACCUCAAGGUGUGUGUGGGGAGAUGGAGGGGCAGGUGGGUGGGUGAGUUGGUGACCUAGAGAGGUGUGUGAAAUAGUGAUGGAGAGAGGUGUGUGAGAGAGAGAGGUAUGUGAGAUCUUGAGAUUUGUAACGACUGUAUUCUGUUCUACAGACCGACCUAUAACCCUUAACACCUGACCCUUAACACCUGACCUCUAACACCUAAUCGCUAUUCUCUGUCUCCCCCUAUAGGAGUUGAGAGAGCAUGUGUUGAGGGGGGAAAUCACCUAGAGAUUGAUAGAGGCCUCUAGUGACCAAAAGGCAGUAUCGGCAUGUCCAGCGCCAUUGAGGGCUUCCACCAUUUUAACGUAGUCAACUGGGAGGCACUUCCAACUUCAUUGGCCUAUCCCUCCUGGUGACCCUGUUGGAGUCAUGUCCAACCGUGUCAUCAGGAGGGAUCAGCCAAUCGGGAAGAAGAAAAUAGCCUCAAUGGUGCUGCCCAUGCUGUCACAGAUGCUAUAAUGGCACAGAUACAAAGAUGAGUCCUCUAUCUAUCUCUAUGGAAAUACCUUAUCCCGUUCUACAUGUCUACAGACUGACCUCUAACCUCUCCUCUCUGUCUCCCCCUAUAGGAGUUGAGAGAGCGCGUGUUGAGGGGGAAGUACCGUAUCCCGUUCUACAUGUCUACAGACUGACCUCUAACCUCUCCUCUCUGUCUCCCCCUAUAGGAGUUGAGAGAGCGCGUGUUGAGGGGGAAGUACCCGUAUCCCGUUCUACAUGUCUACAGACUGACCUCUAACCUCUCCUCUCUGUCUCCCCCUAUAGGAGUUGAGAGAGCGCGUGUUGAGGGGGAAGUACCGUAUCCCGUUCUACAUGUCUACAGACUGACCUCUAACCUCUCCUCUCUGUCUCCCCCUAUAGGAGUUGAGAGAGCGCGUGUUGAGGGGGAAGUACCGUAUCCCUUUCUACAUGUCUACAGACUGACCUCUAACCUCUCCUCUCUGUCUCCCCCUAUAGGAGUUGAGAGAGCGCGUGUUGAGGGGGAAGUACCGUAUCCCGUUCUACAUGUCUACAGACUGUGAGAACCUACUGAAGAAGUUCCUGAUCCUCAACCCCACCAAGAGAGGCAGCCUGGAGGUCCGUCAGUCACCUUUAACCCCUGACCUCUGUGACCCCUCACCUUUGACCCCUGACAUGUCACCUGGCUAUAAAGUGUUUCCUAACCUGAAUAUCUAAAUACUUCCUAUUUUCUUUGCGUUAACUACAGUUGUCACUCUUGCUAACCACUAUUCCUCUCUCUGUUCUCCUCUCCUCCUUUUCUUAAUCACACCCUUUCCUCUCUUCCCCCCCCUCCUCUCUUCCCCCCCCUCCUCCUCCCCCCCCCCUCCUCUCUUCCCCCCUCCUCUCUUCUCCUCUCUUCCCCCUCCUCUCUUCCUCCUCUCUUCUCUCCCCCUCCUCUCUUCCUCUCUUCUCCCUCCUCUCUUCCCCCUCCUCUCUUCCCCCUCCUCUCUUCCCCUCCUCUGCUCUCUUCUUCUCCUCUGCUCUCUUCUCCUCCUCUGCUCUCUUCUCCUCCUCUGCUCUCUUCUCCUCCUCUGCUCUCUUCUCCUCCUCUGCUCUCUUCUCCUCCUCUGCUCUCUUCCCCCCUCCUCUCUUCCUCCUCCUCUCUUCCCCCCUCCUCUUCUCCUCCUCUCUUCCCCUCCUCUGCUCUCUUCCCCUCCUCUGCUCUCUUCCUCCUCCCCUAUUCUCCUCCUCUCUUCCCCUCCUCUGCUCUCUUCUCCUCCUCUGCUCUCUUCCUCCCCCCUCCUCUCUUCCUCCUCCUCUCUUCCCCCCUCCUCUUCUCCUCCUCUCUUCCCCUCCUCUGCUCUCUUCUCCUCCUCUGCUCUCUUCCCCCCUUCUGCUCUCUUCUCCUCCUCUGCUCUCUUCUUCUCCUCUGCUUUCUCCUCCUCUGCUCUCUUCCCCUCCUCUGCUCUCUUCUCCUCUCUUCCCCUCUUCUGCUCUCUUCUUCUCCUCUGCUCUCUCCUCCUCUGCUCUCUUCCUCCUCCUCUCUUCUCCUCCUCUGCUCUCUUCUCCUCCUCUGCUCUCUUCCCCUCCUCUGCUCUCUUCUCCUCCUCUGCUCUCUUCUCCUCCUCUGCUCUCUUCUCCUCCUCUGCUCUCUUCUCCUCCUCUCCUCUCUUCCCCUCCUCUGCUCUCUCCUCCUCUGCUCUCUUCCUCCUCUCUUCCCCUCCUCCUCUCUCCUCCUCCUCUGCUCUCUUCUCCUCCUCUGCUCUCUUCUCCUCCUCUGCUCUCUUCUCCUCUCCUCCCCGCUUCCCCCCAGCAGCAGAUAAUGAAGGAUAGAUGGAUGAAUGUGGGUCAUGAGGAGGAGGAGUUAAAACCUUACAUAGAACCCAUGCCUGACUACAAGGACCCCAAGAGAACAGGUACACACCCUCUGAAACACCCUCCACACACGCACACCAGCCUCAAAUAGCGCUCAUAGAUUUGUUUCAUUGUAUGUACUGUAUAAUACUAAUAAUAUGUGUGUGUAGAGAUCAUGAUUCAGAUGGGUUACUCCAUGGAGGAGGUGCAGGACUCGCUGGUCAACCAGAAAUACAACGAAGUCAUGGCCACAUAUCUACUGCUGGACUAUACAAACCACGAGGUACACACACACACACACACUACACACACACUACACAAACUCUCUGUCUCUCUCUCUUCUCUCUCCUCUCUCUCUCUCUCCUCUCUCUCUCUCUCUCUCUCUCUCUCUCUCUCUCUCUCUCCUCGUCUCCUCUCUCUCACUUUCUCUCUCUCUCUGAUGGAUUCUCUCCUUUCCUGUUCUCCAGCUGGAUGAGGGUAUCAUUAAGCCCCGCCCAGGAAAUGAACUCUCCAACAGUAACGCCCCCUCCCCGCCCAGCAAGGUGCAGCGCAGCGUAUCGUCCAACCAGAAACCUCGCAGAGCCACUGACCAGGGUGAGAUAAGUGUGUUUGAUUGGAGGGGAGGAAGAAGUAUGAGAUAAUGAAUCCGGUGCGUGGUGAAGUUUCCCCUAGAUGCUGAUCCUGGGUCAGCUCAGCAUUUCCCCCACUAAUGGUUAAAGGGGCAAUGUAGUCAAAAACGUGAUUUUCCUGUGUUUUAUAUGUAUCUCCACCCUAUGAGGUUGGAAUAAUACUUUGAAAUAGUGAAAAUUCUGAUCAUGCACUUUUAGUGGAAGAUGUUUGGCUGGGUGUUUUUUUUUAUUUUUUUUUUGGGACCGCCUGGCGACAUCACCAGAGAAUGUGAGCGGAGCGGGGAGUGGAGCGGGGAGUGGAGCGGGGAGCGGAGCCCAGUUUGACUGGAGCGGGAUUCUUCUCGCCCGCUCUAAUUUCGCUCCAGUAGGGCUCACCUCAGGAGCUCAGGGCACGCCGGCCCAGCAUGCAUCUGUAGGCUACUUGUGUGCUGCCAAUAGCCCCUUGCUUUAGCUACUGUCAUGGAGUUGGCUAAAUAUAUUCCUAAAGAAACUAAUAAAACUCACAGGUGCUAAAUCAAGGUGACUUACAAAGAUGAGGACCAAGAGCAAGCGAGGGAGUGCGGUGAUGUAGUGUCCACAACUAAAUAAUCAUUGUGGAAUCUGAAAAGACACGUAUCCCGAAAGCAUGAUGGUGUACUUACUACGUGCACACGCUAAAAGAAAGGAAGGAGCUGGGUAGAUAACUAACUGUGUCAUUGUAGCAAAGUAUUUAUAAACUAAAUAUCUGAUCUCUUAAACAUUUCCUUCAUUUUUGUUCUAUUAUGUAUACAAUAGGCCAUAAUUGAGUUUGGCCCCAUCUCUGAGAAGUAGAAGUGAAUGGAGGAAGAGCUUUCCGUUUUGAUUGGGUUAUUUUGCCUAAAAACCUUUAGGCCUACCUAUAUAAAAAAUAUAAAAAAACUGCAUCUCUGCCCAGCCUGGCAAGGGUGGCAUCCCCAGUGACUCUGCAAGCGCAGAGAGGAUGUUCUCCGAGCGCAGAGAGGAUGUUCUCCGAGCGCAGAGAGGAUGUUCUCCGAGCGCAGAGAGGAUGUUCUCCGAGCGCAGAGAGGAUGUUCUCCGAGCGCAGAGAGGAUGUUCUCCGAGCGCAGAGAGGAUGUUCUCCGAGCGCAGAGAGGAUGUUCUCCGAGCGCAGAGAGGAUGUUCUCCGAGCGCAGAGAGGAUGGUUCUCCGAGCGCAGAGAGGAGUUCUCCUCCGAGCGCAGAGAGGAUGUUCUCCGAGCGCAGAGAGGAUGUUCUCCGAGCGCAGAGAGGAUGUUCUCCGCUGCUGGCCUGCACUCCAGUCACCAUGACAUGAGCCUGAACUCAGGCCAAACUGGUGUUUCUAAAAAUGAAUUCAAAGGCACUGAGAUUGAGGCAUUUUUUCGUUUUUUUAAAUUGUAUUUAACUCUUAAGUCACAGCCUAUAUGGCGCAAUCUAUAGACUAUAAUGAUUUAAAACAACUAAAUGUUGUUUAAAUGCUGAGCGCUUAAUGUCCCUGGACUCCCUACCAGCCUAGUGUGUCGCACUCACAAAUGUUUCACAAUGCAUUUCUUUGUAGAGUAUAACCUUGAAAUAAUAUAGGCUAAAUAAUUCAUUUUCGUUCCUUCUUAGGCUCCCUGUCUGGCUCCUGACCUAUUUAAAGUGUUUUUAUGCUGUUUAAUACGACAUGAGCGUUGAGUGGGAUUUCCGACUGCUCAACUCCGCUCUCAUACUCUGAUCACCAGGCAGGAUAAGUUAAUAGACCAAUAACAAAGUGUUUGCCCUCCUCUCGGCCAAUAACAGCUGGUUUUCAGGUUACACAUCCUUCCCAUUAGGCUCUCUCUGACCAAUCCCAGACAGUCUAAAUUCUUGCUUGAGAAAUAGCAUUUUGCUAAGAAGCUAUUUGUUGUUUGUUUUUGGCUGUUUUAAUUGAAAACAAUCACAGUAAGGUACUUCACUGUUACCCAGAAAUUAUUUGAUAUCGAGAAAAAAUUAUUGCUGUAUUGGACCUUUUUAAAGUUCGGAUUGGGGGAGGGGAAGCUGAUCCUAGAUAUGAAGCCAGUUCGGAUUGGGGGAGGGGAAGCUGAUCCUAGAUAUGAAGCCAGUUCGGAUUGGGGGAGGGAAGCUGAUCCUAGAUAUGAAGCCAUUCGGAUUGGGGGAGGGGAAGCUGAUCCUAGAUAUGAAGCUAGUUCGGAUUGGGGGAGGGAAGCUGAUCCUAGAUAUGAAGCCAGUUCGGAUUGGGGGAGGGGAAGCUGAUCCUAGAUAUGAAGCCAGUUCGGAUUGGGGAGGGAAGCUGAUCCUAGAUAUGAAGCCAGUUCGGAUUGGGGGAGGGGAAGCUGAUCCUAGAUAUGAAGCUAGUUCGGAUUGGGGGAGAGGAAGCUGAUCCUAGAUAUGAAGCCAGUUUCGGAUUGGGGGAGGGAAGCUGAUCCUAGAUAUGAAGCCAGUCGGAUUGGGGAGGGAAGCUGAUCCUAGAUAUGAAGCAGUUCGGAUUGGGGGAGGGGAAGCUGAUCCUAGAUAUGAAGCCAGUUUCGGAUUGGGGGAGGGGAAGCUGAUCCUAAUAUGAAGCUAUUCGGAUUGGGGGAGGGGAAGCUGAUCCUAGAUAUGAAGCUAGUUCGGAUUGGGGGAGGGGAAGCUGAUCCUAGAUAUGAAGCUAGUUCGGAUUGGGGGAGGGGAAGCUGAUCCUAGAUAUGAAGCUAGUUCGGAUUGGGGGAGGGGAAGCUGAUCCUAGAUAUGAAGCCAUUCGGAUUGGGGGAGGGGAAGCUGAUCAGAUAUGAAGCCUUCGGAUUGGGGGGUGGAAGCUAUCCAGAUUGACCCAGUCUCGGAUUGGGAGGGGAACUGAUCUCACUAUUAAUCCAGUUCGGAUUGGGGGUGACUGAUCCUAGAUUGAGUCCAUUCGAUUGGGGGCAGGGGAAGCUGAUCCUAGAUAUGAACCGAGAUUCGUUGGGGAGGGGAAGCUGAUCUAGAAGCAGUCUCGGAUUGGGAGGGGAGCUAUCCUAGAUAUGAAGCUUCGGGAUGAAAUUGCAUAGUGCCUAUGUACUUAUCAUCUCCCUCUCCCUCGUCCCCUCCCACUCUCUCACCGCUCAGUCUCUCUCAGGGCUUCUCCAAGGGCGUGGCCAAGUGAUAAAGGGGUGGAUUCCUGUAGGAAAGGUCUGGCAUUGCUCGGCCAAAGUUUCGCCAGUCCGCUGGUCUCCGACCGAAGAAAAUGCCCUACACCCUCUACCCCACCUCCACACCCACUCACCCCCACCCCACCACACUCGCACACCCUCCCCAUUAUUAUGGGUGCGUGUUCCAAUUGAUGUCUUUUACUGUUUUAUACCCGUUAUACCCUGUCCUCUCCCUCUCUCUCUCUCUCCCCUCUCCCCCCCCCUCUCUCCCCCCUCUCUCUCUCCCCCCUCUCUCUUCUCCCCCCCCCCUCUCUCUCCCCCCCCCCCCUCUCUCUCUCUCUCUCCCACCCCCUCUCUCUCUCUCUACCCCCCUCUCUCUCUCUCGCUCUCUACAGAAUAGCAUAUUGUCGAGUGGUACGGGUCGCAGCAGAAACUCUCCUCUCUCUGAGAGAGCUUCGCUGGGCCAGGGGGUACAGAACGGCAAAGACAGGUACCCCCACACACACACACACACACAGACACAGACACACACACACACACAGACACACACAGACAGAGCUCCGGCUGCUAUUCCUUGCAAGGUUUUAGUCCCCAGCCGCUUUCCAGUUGGCCCAGGCCGGCAUGGUGAGCCGUCCUGGGCAUGGAAAUCAUCCAUCAGUGGGGAUUUAGGCCUGAUUGGAUCACCUAGUAGACUAGGAUUACUGACUACACGACAGGCUGGUUGACACACGCGAGGAUGGAUACACACACACACACACACACACACACAUACACACACACACACACACACCCUUACUUGUAGCCAUUAGACUCUCUUCCUCCCUUCACUUCUACGUUUAUCUUUAAGAAGAUACAGUACUAUCCCUCCCUGCCAUCUCUGUUUUUCCUCCCUGCCAACUGUCAGUUCUCUCUACCUUUCCAACUGUCAGUUCUCUCUACCUUUCCAACUGUCAGUUCUCUCUACCUUUCCAACUGUCAGUUCUCUCUACCUUUCGCAACUGUCAGUUCCUCUAACCCUUUCCAACUGUCAGUUCCUCUCCUCUACCUCUAACUCUCUAGCCUUUCCAACGUCAGUUUCUCUCUAAAACUUCCACUGUCAGUUCUCUCUACUACCUUUUCCAAACUGUCGUUCUCUUCUACCUUUCCACUGUCAGUUCUCUCUAACUACCUUUCCAACUGUCAGUUCUCUCUCUCUCUUCUCUCUAAUUCUCUACCUUCCAACUGUCCGUUCUCUCUACCUUUCCAACUGUCGUUCUCUCUACCUUUCCGACUGUCAGUUCGCUCUACCUUUCCAACUUGUCAGUUCUCUCUUACCUUUCCCCAACUGUCGAGUUCUCUCUCUCUAGACCUUUCCAACUGCUGUCAGUUUGUUCUCAUCUACCUUUCCAACUGUCAGUUCCUCUACCCUUUCCCCUGUCGUUCUCUCUAAUCUCUCUCUACCUUUCCAACUGUGCCAGUUCGCUCUCCCUUUCCAACUGUCAGUUCCUCUCUCCUUUCCAACUGUCAGUUCUCUCUAGGACCUUUCCAACUGUCAAGUGUUCUCUCUACCUUUCCAACUGUUCAUGUUCUCUCUACCUUUCCAACGUCCAGUUCUCUCUCUCUCUACCUUUCCAACUGUCAGUUUCUCUCUAACCUUUUCCAAACUGUUCAGUUCUCUCUAACUUUCCAACUGUCAGUGUCUCUCUACCUGUCCGACUGUCAGUUCUCUUCUACCUUCCGGGAUCAGUUUCCCUCUACUUCUUUCCCACGUCGUGUCUCUCUACUACCUUUCCAACUGUCAGUUCUCUCUAUCUCUAACUUCCACAUGUCAGUUUCUCUCUACCGAUGUUCCAACUGUCAGUCUCUCUACCUUUUCCAACUGUCAGUUUCUCUCUACCUUUCCAACUGUCAGUUUCUCUCUAUUUUCUCUCCUCUAUCUCUCUACCUUUCCAACUGUCAGUUCUCUCGACGCUUUCCAAGUUUCCAACUGUCGUUCUCUCUACUACCUUUCCAAACUGUCAGUUCUCUCUACCUUUCCACUGGGUCCGUUCUCUCUACCCUUUCCAACUGUCAGUUUCUCUCUACCUUUCCAACUGUCAUGUUCUCUCUACCUUUCCAACUGUAUUUCUCGUCUACCUUUCCAACUGUCAGUUCUCUUCUCUCGGGAAUAAACAGAUGCAUCACAUGCCCUGCAAGUCGACCCCACACAACUUCAAAACCUGCCAUUCUUAGUAAUCCACUAGCUAUGCAUUAACCACCACAAUGCAUACCAGGCUUGAAAUUUGAUUCAGUGCAUUCUGCCCAUUGGAAUCAUCAUUUAAAAAAUGAAUAAUUAAUAUUUUGAAUAAUGUACUUCAUAUUGAAAUCAUUGUCAUAAAAUAAGCAUCUUAAACGGACACAUUUAAAAUGAUUAUUUUGAAGUGUUUUGAUUCUAAAUCUAUUAAGUGUGUUUCUUCUAUGUAGAACUGCACUCUACCCUGGUUAUCAUGCUUCAUCAUUUAAAUGGCACCCUAUUCCCUAUGUAGUGCACUACUUAUGGCUAACCCUACAUGGCUCAUGUUCAAAAGUAGUGUGCUACAUAGGGAAUAGGGUGUGAUUUGACACUGAGUGUCAUUAGAUUGUCCCAAAUGGCACCCUAACCCCUAUAUAUUGGGCCCUGGUCAAAGGUAGUGCACUAUAUAGGGAAUAUGGUGCCAUUUUAGACGCAUACCAUGUCAUGUUGACAUUAGCUUGUGUUGAUCAUCAUUAACCUAAAUUCCAAAGUGGUUGAGUUGUGCCACCUUCCCUCCCUCUCUUCCCCCACCCCCCCCACCCCCACCCCCCCCCCUCCCUUCCCCCCCCCUCCCUCCCUCUCUUCCCCCCCCCCUCCCUCUCUUCCCCCCCCCUCCCUCCCUCUCUUCCCCCGUCCCUACUCCCUCCCUCUCCUUCCCCCGCCCUCCCUCCCUCUCUAUCCCCCUCCUCCCUCUCUUCCCCCCCUCCCCUCCCUCCCUCUCUAUAAACCCCCCCCCUCCUCCUCACCCCGGGUCUCUUCCCCCCCCUCCCCCCUCCUACUCCCUCCCUCUCUUCUUACCCCUCCUCCUCACCUCCCCCCCCCCCCCCCCCCCCCCCCCCCUCCUCUUCCCUUCCCCCCCUCCCCCCUCUCUUCUUCCACUCCCUCUCUUCCCCCCCUCCCCCUGCCUCCUUCUCUUCCCCUCUUCCCCCUUCUGCCCCUCUUCUCCCCUCCCUCCGCCCUCUCUCCCCUCCCUCCAUCCUCCUCUCUUGUGUGUUCCCCUCCUCUUCUCCUCCCCUUCCUCUCGCCCCCCUCUUCUCUCCUUCUCAUCUCCUGUUCUCUCUGUCUCUGUCUCUCUCUCUCUCUCUCCAUUUCUCGGUCUCUGUCCUCUGUCUCUCUCUCUCUGUCUCUCUGUCUCUCGUCUCUCUCUCUGUCCCCUGGUCUCUGUCUCUGUCUCUCUGUCUCUCUGUUCUUCUCUCUGUCUCUCUUUCCUCUCUUCUCCUUUCUCUCUCUCAUCUCCUCCCUCUCUCUCUCUCUCUCUCUCUCUCUCUCCUCUCUCUCUUCUCUCUCUCACUCUCGUCGCUCCUCCUCUCUCUCUCUCUCUCUGUCUGUUGGUGGUGUGUGUUGUAAGGGUCUGCAGACUGCCUCUAGAGUUUGGCUUAACCACACACACACAACUCCAGUCCUCAGCCUGAAUGAAUACUGUUAUUUUUCCAACCACAAGCCAGGCUAAUCCCUGUCCGUCUGUCUGUCGGUCUUCCUCCUCUCCUUUGUGCUAUGUAUGGCGUUCUGUUCACUAUGUCAUCAGCAGUCUGUUGCUUUGACCUCCUUGACCUUCUCCUCUCUCUGUCUCUCUUUGCAUGUCUCUCUCCUCGCUCUUGCGUCCUCUCUCCUCUCUCUCUCGUUGCUGUCAUCGUCCUCUCUCAUCCUUGCUUUUUCUCUCUCUCUAACAUGUUUCUAUUCUUUCGUCUCUCUUCUCUCUUUCUUUCUCUUCUCUCUCGUCCUCUAAUUGUCUUUUGGUCUCUCUGGUUCUCUUUCUUUCUCUCUCCCUCUCUUUCUUUUCCUGCACUCUGGACCUGUCGACGGCGUCCUGGUACUUCUGUUGUUGCUCGUUCCUGUCUCGUCUCUCUUUUCUCUCGCGGGCCGCUCGUCGAAACUUUUCUUUCCUCACUUCUCUCUCGUCUUUCAUUUCUCUCAUGCUCUCUCUUGCUGCUACUCUCUCUCUUUCUUCCUCUCCCUCUCCCUCUCUUGCUGGCUUGGGCUGUCCUCUCUCUCUCUUGCUGUCCCUCUCUCUCUCCUUAGCUGUCCUCUCCUCUUUCUCGCUUUCUCUCUCAUCUACCUCACUUCCUGCUCGCUCACUCCCAGCUUCAAGGGCGUCCUGCUCGACGAUAAGUCAGUACUUGCGGCUCUGCCCAGGCAAUCCGUGGGGGGAUAGGCUUCUCCUGACGAAAAUUGCGUGCGUCUGAAAUUGCGUCCUGGGAUCAGGGUCUCGGGCGGACCGAAGGCGCAGGGAGUGGCGGGUGCGGCAGUGCGUGGAUGUCAUGGAUGUCGUCACUGGGCGAGGAUACCGUGCUUCCUUCGGGACUCCAGAGGACCCGGGGCUUAAAAUCGCUCCUCGGGGGGUGGUGAGGCUCUCGGUAUUGUUCGGUGCGAGAGUGUAA